CGAAGCGAAACAGCGUGACGGUCCUAUUGAAAUGAUAGGGGUAGGAAUCCAAUGGCAGAUUGUCUUGGCAGAGUGAAGUGAGACCGAAGAAAAUGAGUUCUGCCGGUACAACAGUUAUUUCGCCUGCCGAAAUAAGUCAUUCGCAGCUUAAGGAUGAGCCGACUUCUCACAGCGAGUUUAUUUCUGUAAUUUCCGAUCAGUUAAGCGAUGCUCAGCGCGUACUGGCUCGAUGUGAGAAGCUGCCUGCUACAGCGGGCACCGGCAAGCUUCGGAGAAAGGUCCAGGCUGAAAUCCGGUUUUACAAUCAGUGCUUAAAAGGACAAGUUAAAAAGAAGAGUCUUGCUGGGAACAACCUUCCGUACUUGUCAUUGUUAACCGAAUGCGCCUUGCGAGUACCGGGCUUCCAGGAUGUAAUGAAACCGUUCUCCUUUCCUAACUUCAACUCUGAAAAUAAAAGCGCGGUCGCAAAUGAAGACUGGCUUGAUCGGCCGGAGCGGAUCGUGGUCGACGUUGUUGCGGAUGGGGGCCGUUGCUGGAUCAAAGUCGCCGCCAGAAAUCCUGAGGCGCUUCUCGCUUCAAUGUUGGGUGACGGUGGAUACGGACGUCGCACUCUGCUGCACCAGAUACGGGAUAUGCUUGCAUGUGCAAGGUACCACCCACACCUUUACGCAUCGCCUGAGGUUAAGGUUCUUUUCGCCUGUUCACAACUUGUCCCAGAACAACUGAUUCGAAUUGUCGAAACGGCAGGUGCUAAAGUAAUAACCAUCGCUCGAACCGACAGCGGCGUCGACGACAGCGGAGAUCUCAUAACUCGUGAUAACUCGAUUUUUCGAGCUUUGCGACUCGAGGAGGUACCCGAGAACGCGGUGUUGAACCUGGACGUCUCAUCAAUGAUAGCCUAUGUUUCAGCGCUCACUAACGGACGCGCAAACUUUCGGUUUCAGGAAAAUAUCCUGACAGAGCAAGCUGAAAGCGAACGAAUCGAGCCCGUCAAGCCUGUCCUCAAGACGCUCUUCUCGUCUAGAAAACUUAUCUGUUGUCAGAGCGCUUAUGACGAUUUCAAACAAAUCGCGAGCGUAAUGGCGGGUCCAACGGAGGAUGCAGCUACGGUGGAGCUGUUAAAACUUCUCGAAGUUGUGCCGGAUGAGCCUUCACAGAAAACAUCGGAUCUUGACAUGAAGGGGAAAAUUAAAAAACGACCUUUAGUUAUCUUUGGUACUGGGGACACUCACAAGGCUGUAACGAUUACGGCCAACAUUGGUUUCCUGCGGGCUGCAGCUGGUCAGGGGGUUCAUUUCGUUGCAUUCGUUCACCCCUCUCGAGCCCUCACCGAGAACAAAGAGAUAACAGCUGUAGCCCUCUGAUAUCAUACGGACUGUCUUAUUUGGAGAAGCUCUGCGUCACAGCUGAAAAGUUGGAACAACAAAAAUAAUGAUCUUAUUUGCAAUAAAAAAUGGCCUCCCUAAAAUUCGAAUGGCCUACUGAUAGCCCUUAUCUUAAUUAUUACUUACCUAAAUAGAAAUGUGUGCAGAUCCAUAAAAGACCUUCUUACGUAUCAAUGACGUAAUACCGAAGUUAUAUCAGCUUUACCUUGAAACAGCGUUAAUCGACAUAUUAGUACAUGCUGUACAUGCUGUAUGUCCAAAGUUUCUGAAAGUUAAACUAAAGCAUUCAAAGCUAUUUACGUUUCGAUUUGUAUGCAGUAACUUAGGUGGAUGUCAAGGACUUCACAUGUUUCAGCAGCUUUACAUAUAUUCAUCGUGCAUUGCUAACGGCCUUGAGUUCACGGCGAUUACGCUUCUAUUUGCAUUCAACAACAGUGUAGUUUGGAGGCAAUGUGGCCU
Molecule: messenger RNA, 1844 nt
Organism: Varroa destructor (honeybee mite)
Lineage: Eukaryota; Metazoa; Arthropoda; Arachnida; Mesostigmata; Varroidae
Product: UPF0415 protein C7orf25 homolog
Source: RefSeq, a predicted model, not a curated record